AUGCUGGAUGGUGAUGGAGCCGAAGGGAUUGGGGCGGCGCCUCUGGGUGUGUUGCGACGCGGUGGGAGGAAUGCGGAGAUGGCGGGACUGGCCGGAAGUUUCCGAGGUGGCAGCGGAAGGGAGGCGGCCUGUUUCGCCGGAGGUGUGGCCUUAUGGGUUUGUGACUCACGGGUGCUGAGCCGCGCGGGAGGCUGUGUGCGGGUGGCUGAGUGGCGGGCGCCGCGGUGUGGUGUGGUGCAGCACUGCAGCGGGGUUCAGUCCCUGGUCGUGUCGGCCACCGGGGAGCACCUUUUCACGGCCUCCAGGGACUCGACGGUGAAGAGGUGGAAUGUGUCAGAGGGACAGAAGCCCAGAUUUGAGGCCAGUUUUGAUGGUCACUGCGAGUGGGUCAAUGAUGUAGUAUUGGUGCAAGACAACAUCCUGGUGACUGGGGCAUCGGACAAAACGUUGCGAGUGUGGGAUGCUUACUCAUCAGGUCAACAGAUGCUGUCCUCGCAGUGUCACACUGACUAUGUAAUAUCCCUUGCUGCUGCCCCCUCAGAGGGACUGGUGGCAUCAGCAGGUCUCAGGGCGGAAGUGUGUGUGUGGGACUUGAAGCAAAGCCCUGAGAUGAUGACGAGUGUGAAGCUGUUCCCACAUGACACAAACAAAGAAAAGGGGAGCAUGUAUGCAGUUGCGCUGAGUGCAACAGGCAAGCUCGUUGCUGCAGGCUCAUCGGACGACAUCACUCGGAUUUUUGACGUGCGGGAAGGCAAGAAGGUCAUGAAGCUCAAGGGCCACACUGGCAACAUCCGUGCCCUUCUCAUUAAUGCAGAAGGCACAAGGCUUCUGUCUGGGUCAUCGGACCACACGUUCAAGUUGUGGGAUCUGGGCCUUCAGAGAUGUGUGCAGACAUGCAGUGUGCACACGGACUCUGUGUGGUCCCUGCUUGCCUCCGAGAACUUCAAUGUGGUGCUGAGUGGUGGAAGGGACAAAUGCGUCUACAGGACAAACAUGUUGAAUCGCACGAGCGAGCUGCUCUUUACCGAAGAGUACCCAAUCACCAAAAUGGCUGCCAGCCCCAGUGGCGGUUCCAUCUGGGUUGCUUCAGCAAGCUCCAGUGUCAACAAGUGGGACAUUCCUGUGAAGUUGCCCACUGACUCAUCACUGUGGAAUGCUGCUGAUGGGAACAAAGCUGUGCCAGGCAGGCCACAUCUUUUCACUUCGUCUCUUCGGCGUCCAUCUGAGGCAAACAAAGUCUUGGAGCCUUUGCAGUGCAGACCCGCUGCCACAUUAAGCGGCAUUCCAGCCAUCGUUGAUCGCGCCGUUCUGAGGGACCAGCGUCACAUGCUCCUAAAGGACCAGAAGGGGGAGGUGACGAUUCUGGACGUCACGUCAGGCAGGAUUGUAAGAAAUUUCGGAGUGGUGGAUUUCAAGGCAAAGGAGGUCGAACUCUUUGAGCCAAACUGUGUGCCAAAGUGGUUCGACCAUGACAACAGGCUGGGGAUGGUCACAGUGACGUUAGAGACUCCAAAGUGCUUUGCUGCUGAAGUCUAUGCAAGGGAUUUUGGAGCGGAUGCACCAGAAGACAGGCGGAUGAACUACGGUGAUGGAAUGCUGAGGAGUGUGCUCGCUCCAUGGGCUUUCCACAGGAACCCCAAAUAUCUAGAGCGAGCACCAGAGGAAUUGGAUUUGUGGGGCAAGGGUUGGGUAGAUGGGGAGGGGAAGACGGUGCAGAGUUUCAGGUUUUGGGAACGGUCGAAACCACUAGUGUGGGUGUCUUCAACCAACACUGAGGGUGAGCCUUGGAAAGCUUCCAUUCACGAUCUCCCGAAGAAGGUCAACGAUCGAGAAGAUAUACCUGAGUGGGUUGCAGAGUGCGUCUUGAGGCUGCGGAUACCCAUGCAGAAAAGCUGGAAGUGUUCCUUCCACCUUCUCCCUCUUGAUGAUUCCUUGCCACCUUUGAACCAGAGUCGGCUAACAGCGCCACGUAUCCUGCAGAUCAGAAAGGUGUCCCAGUACCUGAAGCAGAAGCUCCUCGAGUUGAAUCCCCCUGUCAACGUUGAAAUCCCUCCUGUUGACUAUUGUGACGUGAGUAACGAUCCAUACUACACCGAGAAAAGAGACAACGACGAGCCCUUCCAGGAGGUGACGCUGAUGUGCAAGGGCUAUACUUUGCCGUUCUCAAUGAGCGUUGGCUCUGUCAUUGAGUACGUCUGGAGGGAGCCGGACGAAGACCUGGACAUAAUGUAUUGCGUGAGGAGAGAGUCCAUUCGGCUGCCAGAAAUUGCUCCCCAGGUUUCGUGA
Ostreobium quekettii is the source of this 2286-nucleotide messenger RNA. NCBI's taxonomy places the organism in Eukaryota, Viridiplantae, Chlorophyta, Ulvophyceae, Bryopsidales, Ostreobiaceae. The record is from the annotation of a GenBank genome assembly.